AUGGACGAACCUAAAACUCAAGAACUUCGAUGGCUCGAUCCAAACAAAUCUAUCCGAAAGCAAAUGCUUUGCCCACCUUUUCACCUUUCGUUCCGAGUUAAAUUCUAUGUCAGCGAUCCCAGCAAACUUGCUGAGGAAUACACUAGGUAUCACUUCUACCUCCAACUUCGGUUAGAUAUUCUUGAAGGCCGUCUUCCGAGUGCUGAAGGGUCUUUGGCAUUGUUAGCCAGCUAUGCUGUGCAGUAUGCUCUUUCGAUUCUCUUUCGAGGUCGUCCAGAUACUUUAGAUGAGUACCAUCGGAACUACAAGGGAACAAAAACCGAACUAGGCGAUUACAACCCUGAAGAGCAUCCGGAAGGUUACCUCGAUAACUACCGAUUCGCUCCCGGACAAACAGCUGACUUUGCCAAAAAAGUUGCUGAGCUCCAUGCUAUGCAUCGAGGGCAAAGUCCAGCCGAGGCCGAGUUCAACUUCCUUGAUCAUGCAAAGCGAUUAGAUAUGUAUGGUGUUGAGCUUUUCCCGGCGAAGGUAGGGCUUUAUCAGUUUUACUUAAUUUUCUAAGA
Cylicostephanus goldi is the source of this 563-nucleotide messenger RNA. The record is from the annotation of a GenBank genome assembly. Lineage: Eukaryota; Metazoa; Nematoda; Chromadorea; Rhabditida; Strongylidae.